GCCAAACACCUCAAUAUUUCUAUUGCUCACUUUUAGAAGCAGGAUUAUCAAAGAAGCAGCAAAAAUGAAGACUACAGUGAGCACUGGAGUGAUUUUAUUAUGUUUAUAUUUAGGAUGUGUAUCUGCUGUAUCUAUCGGCAGAGCAAGGAGACAGCUUCCAGGGAGCGACGGAGGAUCAUUCUGGGAUAAAUUAGAUGAUGAGCUUACUGAUGCAGUUGAUGGGGCUCUUGAGCAGCUAGAUUGUGGUGGACAACUAUGUGAUACAUUUUUGGACACUUUUGACGAUGCACAAAAAGGGCUCUUCCGUGAAUUGGAGGGCUUAGGGGACACCUUCAAAUUUGUUGAGGAUGAUGUGAUGCAACUGAGUCCUCAAGAAAGACAGGAAGUACAAGAGUUGAAUCAGAAGAAAUCACAGUUUGGGUUUAGUACUUUCAAGGACCAGUCCAUGGAGAAAGAACUUCUUGAUGAUGCCAUUCGUCACUUGUCAGAAGAAUCGGAAGAAAUGAGAGAUGCAAUCUUAAACAUGACUAAAAAGCCAGAAUUAUUCACUCCUGAGAUUGCAAUGGAUGUUGAUAUGGACAUGCUCUGCUUUAUGAAUUUGACUGAAUUGAAGGCUGCUGCUAAUGUUAUGACCAAUGAGUCACGUGCAGUCAUGUGUGCACGCUCUGCUAAGACGGAAGAUAUGCAGCCAUGUGCUGCUCAGAGGAUCGCUGAGAUUGUUGAUUGUGGGGAGUACUUUAAUAAACUCCAGGUGAAACCAAGAGGUGCCGCUGCUGAGGCUUGCCUCUAUGGAAUCUUGCAACGUGCAGAUUUUGAUAUCGCUAAUUUUACUGAUGCUGACUGGGACCAGGCCAUGCUUUGCAUUGAUGGUUUAGAAGCUGAAAUGAUUAUGCAGAUACCUCUCCCUAUCAUUAAAAGGAAUAUUUGUAAACUGAGUGGACUCCUAAGACCAAGUGAAAUGGAGAAGGAAGUGAAUUUAGAGGAUCUGGACUUCACAGAAUUCAUGACUAAUAAAACAAAAGUCCAAAUUACCAAGGCAGCAAUGAAUGAAAAGGCCAAGAUGGCUCAGAUGGCCAAGGCAAACAAGCCAAACUUUGAUAGCGAGUAUUUCAAUCGAUGUGACAAAGAUGACUAUGAGUGCUUGGAAGAAAAAGUUGAAGAUCUUGGGGUUUCCCCUGAUGUCCUAGGUGCUUUAGUUCAGCGUGUUACCAACAUAUUACGUCAGGAAAAUGUUCAAGCAUUCCCUGAUGAAAUGCUGCGGUGCUUUGCUCCCUUUUUCAUGGAGUUCAAACCAACAGAUAUCUUAGCCAUGCCAGAUGCUGCUUUAUUCAAGUUCGCGGACUUCUUUGUUGAUAUUGAGUUUGAUGAGUUCACACAAAUAGAAGUCGUAGAAAGACUGAAGGCAGCUUUACCACCAAUUGAUACUUGGGAUAAAGAUAUGAUCAUUGACCUGUUUAAAAAUGUCAAGCUAGAUGUUGGAAUUAUGGAAGGUCUAAAUGCCAGUGGUGGACUGUUAGAAGCAAUCAAGGAUACAAACUUCCCCGAGUUUGAAGAUGAGGCUGAUGGAUUCCUCCUUGGAAAAAUCGUAAGAGGCGUUGAACAAUUCAUAAACGCUGAGAAUAUGACAGCUGAUGAUAUUGUUGACAUUAAGAAGGUUCUUCCAAUUAUGGGCAUAUCCAUCUUCGAGAAGUUAAAUGAUACCGCAUUGUUUGAUGUCUUUGAAAACAUUAGUGAUGUGACUGGAUGGCCAGAUGACUUGGGACGUGAUAUGGCCAAAUUUGCUAUUAAGAAAAUGGGUGGAGCAAAUAACUUGGACAGUGGUAAAUUUGGAAAACUCGGGAGCCUUGGUGGUUACAUGAACACUGAUGAAAUUGAUAUGCUGAGUGAUGACGUAAUCUCAGAUAAUCUCGACUCCCUAAAUAAUCUGAGAUUAAGUAAAGCUGGUCAGAAAAAACUUCUGAAAAAGAUGGAAUCUGCAGGAGGUAACCUCUUAGAGAAUGCUGUACAAAAUGGUACAGUGGGCAAACUGAUGAAGAAAUUGCCACUGAAGAAGUUGAAGGAAUUGGGAGGAAGUGCGCUUGGGUUUCAACCAGAAAGCAGACCAAUGGACAUUGAAUGUGACAAGUCAACUUGCAAGGAAAUGUUUAAAAUGACAAAAGCCAAUGGACUUGGAGAAAUAUCCCAAAAUGCAAGAAAGUACAAUAUGAAGACUAUCAAGAAUAUGGGAAAAGUUGCCUGCGGUAUGGGAUGUCCAGAAAUCAUUGGUCUUCCAAAGAAAAGAGAAACUUUCAAGAUUGUCAAGCACAUGGGAGAACUUAGAUGUCUAGGAGAGGUGGAGCAAAAGUGCAUGGCUUACAAGAUCAAAUCUAUGAUGGAGUUUAACAACCAGACGAAACUUAAUCAAUUUGCAACCAGAGAGAACAUCAAGAGUGUUUCUCAAUUCUUCAAAUUUUUCAAUGCUUCCGACUUGCGUAAGCUACCACAACAACGUUGCUACGAUAUCCUAUCAGGAAUGGGCCGUGAGGAUUUCAGUAAAGUACGACGCUCUCAAUUGACCGAGUUGAAGAACUUUGCUCUUAGCUGCAAGAACAAGGAAGAUGGAAAUAGUUCAAUCACAACAGAUGAUAUGAUGCUUAUUGGAGACAUUGCAUGUGGAAUGGAAGAAAAGGAUGUUGCAAGGUUCAGUGUGGAGGCCAUUACAGACAUGCUCUUCAAAUGGCAGGCUAGAUGUGUCAUUCAGCCACAUAUUGUCCGUGCUCUACUCAACAAAGUCAAAAUGACCUUGAAUAUUUCUGCUGGGGAUCUAACACAGAAAGAAAUGGUACAAUUGGGUGCUUUCAUGACAUAUUUGGAGCCUAGUGAUUUUGCUCAGUUGAACAGGACUGAAGUGAGAAAAGCUAUCCCUCGUUUAAUGAAACAAUUCCAAGCAUUUGAGGGAAUGCGCAAGCUUCGUGAGCAUAACUAUGUCAUGGACUUGAACAGCACUGAGACUGCUGAUCUACUGGCAGGAAGAGACGCUAUUUAUGGUGCCAUCUUGGAUGGUAUUACAUCAGAUGGUCAAUCAAGAAAGAAGAGAUCUGGAAGCUCCCUUACAUGCAGUGAGAUUAAGAUGUUGGAUGACGCAGCUGCUCAGAUGACCACAACUCAGCUCUCUAACCUCGCAGACAGUGACUUUGUUGACUGUGCAGCAACAAUGGGUUCAAAUGAAGGAUGGAGUCAGGAACAGAAGGUUGCCCUUAGUGAAGUGGCUGGACGUGAAACUGUAUGGGGUAGCCAUUCUACAUGGGACAAUGAUGAUAUCGCAAAGGCUGGCAUCAUGACCCAGGGUCUUAGUGCAGCCAACAUUGCCAUGCUUAAUAUCACCUCAGUUGACACACUGGCUUCACUUGGUCAGUAUAGUGGAUGGGAGGCAACACAGUUGGAAGCUGGAUUCACAGCAUUUUUGACAAACACCAAAGGUGGAUCUAUUGGAAGUGUCGACUCUACAGAUCUUGGUUCCAUGGGAGAGUUUGGCUGUGGUGCCACCGUCAGUGAGAUUGGUAGUAUGAGCACUGCAUACGCUGAAGCUUCUAGUGAUGUAGGUUCCCUGACUAGCUGUAGCUCUGAACAACAAGCUGCCUAUGCUACACUAGCUGUCAGUGCAUUCGGCUCUAACGUCACUGCAUGGUCUGAAUCCGAUGUGGCAUCAGUUGGUAACAUGGUCGGUGGACUCAGUGAGUCAGACCUUACUAAACUCACAGAGACACAGAUUCAAGCCAUGAGUCCUGCGAGUGUUUCUAGCAUCCCUGCGGCUAAGUUCAGUGCCUUGUCAGCCACCCAGGUUGGAGCCAUGUCUUCUUCCCAGGCUGCCUCCAUCAGUGCCGACCAGCAGGCCAACAUGAACAGUGAUGCCUUGAGUGCACUUGGUAACAGUGGAGGUAACAUUGUUGUACAGGACAAUGGACUGACAACUGGUGCCCCAGGUGGAGGUGCUGGUCCUGGUGGAAAUGGAGCUGGUCCUGUGAGCAUCUCUCUUGCUGCCAUCAUUACCCUUCUGAUUGCUGCAUUCAUUAUGUAAGAGCAUUAGGAUGGAGAUAUACAGCUAUAAACAACAGCAUAAAUAUAACAGCAUACGUCUAAACAAACAUAGACACUAGAACAGCAUUUAUGAAACCAAACAGCAUUGACUACCAAAACAGCUUUGAUUCAAACAGCAUUGAUAAUCGAACAUUGAUUAAACCAGCUUUGACAAUCAAAAUGGACUUUUAAGUGGUGUAUGAAUUAUCACAAACAGAAGGAUAUUUAACCUUCCUAGCAUCCUCACCUAUUUACAUUAUUUUAGUUUUUGCUUCCAUUCUCUGAUCUGUACCCUCUGUUUAUGAGUUCUAAAGUGUAAAUACAAAUGUUUAAUUUACAAUUUCAAACAUAGAACAUUUUGUUUUAUAUAAUCUUAUGAAUUGCCAAAACUAACAAAGUACCAAAAUAUACUCUUCAUAUAUAAUUUUUUUAGAUUCACUGUACAUAUUUUAUUUUUUCUCUUUUUUACCUGUGUAAACAUUUUAUUCUUAGAAAAAGUAAAUUUCUUCUCAGUUAUAUACACUGUUUGUUAGUGAUUUUAUGGUCUUGGUUAAUAUUCUGAAGCACUUAUUUAUUAAUUAUCAUUAUUAUAAUCAUUGUUAUAGCUUUCAAUUGAAUUUCAUAUAUGGAAUCAAAAUUUUUCGUAUUCACUGUACUGUUUUGUAAUUUGCACAAACAAUUUUGUAUUUAGUCUACUAAUACUCAGUAUUGCACACUUUACACCUAACACUUUACCGUUUUCACCUUUCGAGUUUUCCAGUGUGUUUUACUGUAAAACUUCAUAUUUUAUUUUGGCUUGUAUACCAAUUUUCUAGUUUGCACAUUUUAAUUUGUUAUUUGCACAUGUUUGAUUUUAAUUUGCACAUUUUAGUUUUUAUUAAUUUGCACAUCUAACCGAAGUUGAAACUUGUGGUUGCAUAAUACAAUAACCCAUAGUAGCAUAAUAAAUUUAAUACUUCUUGUUUAUUGUACCCUUUAACACAACUGUAUCCACAACUCCCCCUUUAUAAUGCAGAAGGCAUAAUAUAUAAGAGAAAUUCAUAAUAUAGAGCCCAUAAUACAUUUCCAAUUUCCUUUUUGACUUUACUAAUAUAGGCAACAUUUAAGAGUACUUAACAUAUAUUUAUUUACAAGGUUGUUUCUAGGAUGAAAAAUUGCAUAUCUUUGAAGAAUGAAAUUAUGUCCCAAUUUUGGAAAUAACCGUUUAUGUAUUAAUCUAGCACAUUGCACUAUACAAAGCAUGUAGUAUAGUAGCAUACACUUUAACACUAUAACACACACAGGUGUUUAAUAUUACAUGUAUAUGGUUCUCAAUUCUUUAUUCAUGUCAUAUAUGACGACUUUUAUUUGAUCGGGAAGUCUGAUAGGACUGUCAGAGUUGAGGCAUACAGUAGUUAUAGUAGUCUUGCUUCAAGACCCUGGACACCCCCCAACCCCCCCCCCCCCCAGCUUAUCUACUUCAACAACUUCAGAUGUUAGAAGUUGAUGAGGGGGUCAAGGGUCCUGAAGCAAGACCAUAAUUAAAGCUUUACACUGAUGCACCAUCUAGGCCUUUAAAAAACAUGAUGAUUUGAAUAUCCAUUUCAACUAGGCUUAAAUUUCUCAAAAUGCAAAGUAUGUACAAUUGCAGAUUAUAUCAGUGUUAUUUACAUCAUGCCCUGUACACGCAUCCCAAACCUUGUUUCUAAAAACUGUACAUGAAAAGUUUUUCUAAAUUAUUUUAAAAACUAAAGCUGAUCUGUGAUCUUUGAAUUUUGAAAUAAAUUUUACUUUUGAUUUUAA
Molecule: messenger RNA, 5838 nt
Organism: Owenia fusiformis
Lineage: Eukaryota; Metazoa; Annelida; Polychaeta; Sabellida; Oweniidae
Source: the annotation of a GenBank genome assembly